UCCAUCUCGCGCUCUCCUUUCUGUCUGUCUCUCCACCACUUCAAUAUCGCCACCGGCUCUCCUUUUUUUUCCCAAGUCCUUUUUUGGUUUUAUCCCGAAUAAGUUCGUAGCCGUUUCGGGAUUAAGGAGUCCACGGGGCGGUCAGGGUUUAUCCUUUUCUUCCCUCGCAGCUCCACCUCACCCCCUUCUAUCUCUCGGCAUUAUGAGAGAGGGUAAGUUUUGACUCUAUUAGCUGUGUCGGCGGAGGCAUUGAGAUAAAAGCUCUCAGAGAGGGGGCAGGUGAGAGCUGAGAGAGAGAGAGAGGAGACAGAAUAUUCUUAUAAUUUCUUCAAUGAUUUCUAUUAGUUUAGGUUGCUCCUAAUCCCAGCUGCUGGUUCUAGUAUUAUUUCUUGGUUUUUAAUUUAUUCUUCUCGUUUAGACUUCCACCUACCGUGCUUUUUUUUAUUGAAUUAAGCUACAUUACCUCUCGUUCUGAGGGGUUGCUCUAGUUUUUUAACUGAAGUUGGGAUUUUUAUUGUUUUUUUCUUCACCUUGGUCUAUCGCUGUCUUUUUUUUUCCCGUUGGGGGGUGGUAGGAAGCAAGGAAUAAUAAGAGAGAGAGAGAAGAGGGCAGGGGCCUCCUGCCAUCUCUCCCACAAGGCUUCCCCGUCUUAGGGUUACUUUGAUGGGGGAGCUCUGAUAUCGGCCCUGGGUGCCAAAAAGGAGCUCCUUUCUCCGAAUCGAGGGGGGAAAAAUCGCUUCUCGCUCCCAUUUCUCAAAAAGUUUGGAUCUUGUAGCUGUUUUUCUGGGAAAAUCGGUAGAUCUAGAGGGAAUUUGGGUUGUUUUGGAGCGAAAGUGAAGCAUCUAUCGGGCACUUUCUAGUUUUCGAGGAAAUGGAAGCGAGCGCUGGUCUAGUUGCCGGUUCUCACAACAGGAACGAGCUCGUCGUCAUCCGCCGCGAGGGGGAAUCCGGGCCGAAGCCGUUGCAGCAGCUCAGUGGGCAAAUCUGCCAGAUUUGUGGCGAUGAUGUCGGCCUCACCACCGACGGCGAGCUCUUCGUUGCCUGCAAUGAGUGUGCCUUUCCUAUCUGCCGGACUUGCUAUGAAUACGAGCGCCGGGAGGGGAACCAGGUCUGUCCCCAGUGCAAGACCAGAUUCAAGCGUCUCAAAGGCUGUGCUCGAGUUGCCGGUGAUGAGGAAGAGGAUGACAUCGAUGAUCUUGAGAACGAGUUUAAUUUCACCGGAGGGGAUAAGCAGGACAUGCAGUACAUGGCUGAAGCCAUGUUGCAGGGCCACAUGAGCUAUGGCCGAGGGGGCGAUGUAGAUAUGCCUCAAGUUGUUCACACAAUGCCUCAAGUCCCUCUGCUCACCAAUGGCCAGAUGGUUGAUGAUAUUCCUCCAGAACAGCAUGCUCUCGUCCCUUCUUUCAUGGGUGGUGGAGGAAAGAGGAUUCACCCACUUCCUUUUGCAGAUCCCAAUCUUCCGGUGCAACCCCGAUCCAUGGAUCCUUCUAAGGAUCUGGCUGCUUAUGGAUAUGGAAGUGUGGCAUGGAAGGAGAGGAUGGAGAGUUGGAAGCAGAAGCAAGAGAAAAUGCAUGCCAGGAAUGAUAACGGUGGUAAAGAUUGGGAUAACGACGGCGAUGGGCCAGAUCUGCCACUAAUGGAUGAAGCUAGACAACCAUUAUCAAGAAAGCUACCCAUUCCUUCCAGCCAAAUCAACCCAUACAGAAUGAUUAUCAUAAUCCGGCUGGUAGUCCUGGGGUUUUUCUUUCAUUACCGAGUCAUGAAUCCUACUCCUGAUGCAUAUCCAUUGUGGCUCAUAUCGGUGAUCUGUGAAAUCUGGUUUGCUAUUUCAUGGAUUCUUGACCAAUUUCCAAAGUGGAUUCCCAUCGAAAGGGAAACUUAUCUUGACAGAUUGUCAUUAAGGUAUGAGAAGGAAGGCCAGCCUUCUCAACUAGCUGCAGUUGACAUAUUCGUGAGUACAGUGGAUCCUUUGAAGGAACCCCCUCUGGUCACAGCAAAUACUGUUCUCUCCAUUCUUGCAGUUGAUUACCCAGUCCAGAAAGUAUCUUGCUAUGUGUCUGACGAUGGUGCUGCGAUGCUGACAUUUGAAGCAUUAUCAGAGACAUCUGAAUUUGCAAAGAAAUGGGUCCCUUUCUGUAAGAAAUUCAAUAUUGAGCCACGUGCACCAGAAUGGUAUUUCCAGCAGAAGAUAGAUUAUCUGAAGGAUAAGGUCUUACCAUCAUUUGUUAAGGAACGGAGAGCAAUGAAGAGAGAAUAUGAGGAGUUCAAGGUACGAAUCAAUGCUUUGGUUGCAAAAGCCCAAAAGGUCCCUGAAGAAGGGUGGACAAUGCAGGAUGGAACUCCAUGGCCUGGAAAUAAUGUCCGUGAUCAUCCAGGAAUGAUUCAGGUCUUUUUGGGCCAAAGUGGUGGGCAUGAUACGGAAGGAAAUGAAUUACCGCGCUUGGUUUACGUCUCUAGAGAAAAAAGGCCAGGGUUCAAUCACCACAAGAAGGCUGGUGCUAUGAAUGCUCUGGUUCGAGUCUCUGCUGUGCUCACAAAUGCACCUUAUUUGUUGAACUUGGAUUGUGACCAUUACAUCAACAACAGCAAGGCCCUAAGAGAGGCAAUGUGUUUCAUGAUGGAUCCAUUAGUGGGAAAGAAAGUAUGUUAUGUGCAAUUCCCACAGAGGUUCGAUGGUAUUGAUCGACAUGAUCGAUAUGCUAACCGAAACAUAGUGUUCUUUGAUAUCAACAUGAAAGGUCUGGAUGGUAUUCAAGGGCCAAUUUAUGUCGGAACUGGAUGUGUUUUCAGAAGACUGUCACUCUAUGGUUAUGAUGCUCCAAAGUCCAAGAAGCCACCAACGAGGACUUGCAACUGCUGGCCAAAGUGGUGCUGUUGUGGGUGCUGUUGCUCUGGAAGGAGGAAGAAGAAGAGCACAAAAGCUAAACAGGAAAAGAAAAAGAAGGGUUUUUUCAGGAGAGCAGACAAUCAAGCACCUGCAAUUGCUUUGCAGAGUAUUGAAGAGGGAAUUGAAGGAAUCGAGAGUGAAAAAUCAAUUCUGUCUGAACAAAAGUUGGAGAAGAAGUUUGGACAGUCUCCUGUUUUUGUAGCUUCCACUCUCCUUGAGAAUGGUGGGACAUUGAAAAGUGCUACUCCAGCAUCACUAUUGAAGGAAGCUAUCCAUGUCAUUAGCUGUGGCUACGAAGACAAAACAGAGUGGGGAAAAGAGGUUGGCUGGAUCUAUGGCUCAGUCACUGAAGAUAUAUUGACCGGCUUUAAAAUGCACUGUCAUGGAUGGCGGUCGAUCUACUGCAUACCACACAGACCUGCAUUUAAAGGUUCUGCACCCCUCAAUCUUUCCGAUCGUCUUCACCAAGUUCUUAGGUGGGCCCUUGGGUCUGUGGAAAUUUUCUUGAGCAGACAUUGCCCUCUCUGGUAUGGAUAUGGGGGUGGGUUAAAAUGGCUGGAGCGCCUAUCAUACAUAAAUGCUACUGUUUAUCCUUGGACAUCAAUUCCACUUCUGGCUUACUGUACGUUACCUGCCGUUUGCUUGCUUACCGGGAAAUUUAUCACUCCAGAGCUUAGCAAUGUUGCGAGCCUGUGGUUUCUGUCGCUUUUCAUAUGUAUCUUUGCCACAAGUAUACUGGAAAUGAGGUGGAGUGGUAUUGGCAUUGCAGACUGGUGGAGAAAUGAGCAGUUUUGGGUUAUUGGAGGCGUUUCUUCGCAUCUUUUCGCUGUGUUCCAGGGUCUUUUGAAGGUCCUUGCUGGUAUAGAUACCAACUUCACUGUGACAUCGAAGGCCGGUGACGAUGAAGAUUUUUCGGAGCUCUACACAUUUAAAUGGACUACGCUGCUUAUCCCUCCUACCACACUUCUUAUCGUAAACAUCAUUGGUGUGGUGGCUGGUGUCUCAAAUGCGAUAAACAAUGGAUACGAAUCUUGGGGACCUCUAUUUGGCAAGCUCUUCUUCGCAUUCUGGGUGAUUGUCCACCUUUAUCCUUUCCUCAAAGGUCUGGUUGGUCGGCAAAACAGAACGCCUACAAUCAUCAUUGUCUGGUCCAUUCUCCUUGCCUCCAUCUUCUCUCUAUUGUGGGUGCGGAUCGAUCCAUUCCUGGCCAAGUCAGAUGGCCCUCUUCUGGAGGAGUGUGGAUUAGACUGUAACUAA
Messenger RNA from Elaeis guineensis (African oil palm), 4144 nucleotides. Lineage: Eukaryota; Viridiplantae; Streptophyta; Magnoliopsida; Arecales; Arecaceae. The record is from RefSeq and is a predicted model, not a curated record.